CCUCCCAGCGCCAGGAUGGCCACCAUCACCUGCACACGCUUCACGGAAGAGUACCAGCUCUUUGAGGAACUGGGAAAGGGAGCCUUCUCAGUGGUGCGCAGGUGUGUGAAGGUGCUGGCUGGCCAGGAGUAUGCUGCCAAGAUCAUCAACACCAAAAAGCUUUCAGCCAGAGACCAUCAGAAGCUGGAGCGCGAAGCCCGCAUCUGCCGCCUGCUGAAGCACCCCAACAUUGUCCGGCUCCACGACAGCAUCUCUGAGGAGGGCCACCAUUACCUGAUCUUCGACCUGGUCACUGGCGGGGAGCUGUUUGAGGACAUUGUGGCCCGGGAGUAUUACAGCGAGGCGGAUGCCAGUCACUGUAUCCAGCAGAUCCUGGAGGCUGUGUUGCAUUGCCACCAGAUGGGGGUGGUGCACCGGGACCUGAAGCCGGAGAAUCUGUUGCUGGCCUCCAAGCUCAAGGGCGCCGCAGUGAAGCUGGCGGACUUUGGCCUGGCCAUUGAGGUGGAGGGGGAGCAGCAGGCGUGGUUCGGGUUCGCAGGGACACCUGGAUACCUCUCCCCAGAAGUGCUGCGGAAGGACCCUUACGGGAAGCCAGUGGAUCUGUGGGCCUGUGGGGUCAUCCUGUACAUCUUGCUGGUUGGGUACCCCCCGUUCUGGGAUGAAGACCAGCACCGUCUGUACCAACAGAUCAAAGCCGGAGCCUAUGAUUUCCCAUCACCAGAAUGGGAUACCGUCACUCCAGAAGCCAAGGAUCUGAUCAAUAAGAUGCUGACUAUCAACCCGUCCAAACGUAUCACGGCCGCCGAGGCGCUCAAGCACCCAUGGAUCUCGCACCGGUCCACCGUGGCCUCCUGCAUGCACAGACAGGAGACCGUGGACUGCCUGAAGAAGUUCAACGCCAGGAGAAAACUGAAGGGGGCCAUCCUCACCACUAUGCUGGCCACCAGGAACUUCUCUGGAGGGAAGAGUGGAGGAAACAAGAAGAACGAUGGUGUGAAGAAAAGAAAGUCCAGUUCCAGCGUUCAGUUAAUGGAAUCUUCAGAGAGCACCAACACCACCAUUGAAGACGAAGACACCAAAGUGCGGAAACAGGAAAUUAUAAAAGUGACAGAGCAGCUGAUUGAAGCCAUAAGCAAUGGAGAUUUUGAGUCCUACACGAAGAUGUGUGACCCUGGGAUGACGGCCUUUGAACCCGAGGCUCUGGGGAACCUGGUCGAGGGCCUGGACUUCCAUCGAUUCUAUUUUGAAAACCUGUGGUCCCGGAACAGCAAGCCUGUGCACACCACCAUCCUGAAUCCCCACAUCCACCUGAUGGGUGACGAGUCAGCCUGCAUCGCCUACAUCCGCAUCACGCAGUACCUGGACGCGGGCGGCAUCCCCCGCACGGCCCAGUCAGAGGAGACCCGCGUCUGGCACCGCAGGGACGGCAAAUGGCAGAUCGUCCACUUCCACAGAUCUGGGGCACCCUCCGUCUUGCCCCAUUGAAGGAGCAGGCUAGAGAGAUCCACUCUUCAUCCAUGGAAUGUGGCUGCUGGUUCUCUCACUUGGAUUUUGCUGGAAUUCCCCCCAUCACGUCACCCCGUCAUUGUCACCUUCUUUCAUACCUACGUCGAGAAAACCUGUCUGUUGGCAAAAGCCAUCACGACUUCAGAGCAAACGGCUGCCUCUCCCUGCCCCCGCGUGCCACUCUGGCUCUCUGUCCCCUGCCAGGGCGGGGCUUCCUCAGGCCUGGGUGCCCUGGGUGCUGGCCCCGAGGACACCCCCACCCGGCUAUCAUUGGCCUGGUCUUGCCUUGGCCGUAAGCCAGAAUGCCCAGCAGUGCGUUCACCCAGGGGCUGGGGAGAAGGAGGGGCAGAGUCAGGAGGAAUGUGGCAUCGCCUGUCCCUCUCGCUCCUCUUCGGGGGGCCCCCUGGGGAAGGGCAAGUGGAUCCCCAAUCCCCUGAGCCAGCCUCCCCUGCAGGAGAGGGUGAGAGAGGAGCAGAUGAGAGGAGCCCCCUGCCUCGAACUGCCUCCCUGACUCUUCUCCCGGCCCGUCCUGCCCUCCUGGUCCCUGACUCCCCCUUCUCCCUCGGCGUGGGGAGCGGGGUCCUCUCAGGGUGCCCCCACUUCCUUCCUUCUGCCUUCUGCUGAUGUUUACCUCCAACAUUAACCGCCCAUUCCGCCCUUCCAUCAGGCCCGGAGAAUUCCAGCUUCGUCAGAUCUAAGGGAGAGAAUCUGAUUGCUUUUUGGGGGCAAAAGAAAGCAACAUUUAGGUAUCACUUCUACUUGGACCGCAUGCCUUUUUAUAGCCAAACUUCUGUGUGUUUCGUAAAUGGAUUUCGCAUUAAUGGAUAUUUCUGUAAUAACUCCACCUCUCCAAUUAUUGUGAGGAGGAUUGCGUUGGACUGGGAAGAGAGGUGGGAAGAGGGAUGAAGGGUAGUUUUUUUCUGUUCUAGGUCUUUUUUUUUUCUUCUUUUUUUCAUGUCAUCUCUGAGAUGGACUUUGUCACCUGUGGUUAUCUGGGGCCGAGGUGGACUCAGCCCCGGGGGAAGGGCCUCUCUGACAUUUUGGUCUCAAGGAUCCUUUCAGGACUGUAGACGCAUCAGAUGUUAGUGCUGAUGAGAAACAGCAAAUCAGGGCAGAGAGAGUGGGGAGGUUGUUGGGAUGGAAAUAUGUGGACUUCUCUUUGCUUGCCUCCCAAACCGGGGUCCUUACGACCAUGCUUCCCAGGAUUUCAUCUGACCCCAUCUGUGUGCCACCGCAGUGUCCCCCACCCAUCUCUGGGGGGUUCACAGCGUUUGUCUUCAUUGCCUCGCCCCUCGGCAUCUGCUGGUCCAAGCAGAGCACUGGAAUUCCUGCUCUCCACACCUCGUCCUGCAUCCUGGGUUCGCAUCUCUCUCUCUCUUUCUUUUCCUUUCUCUCUCCCUCUUCUCCUGGGAUUGACUCAGAUGUGGAAUGCCUCAGCACAUCCACCAGGACCUACUGUCUGCACUGUUUUCUUUGCAUGACUUUAUAUGCAGUAAGUAUGUUGAAAAAAAAAAAGAAAAGAAGAAAAAACACUCAGCAAAACCAAUCUACAUGUUUUGGACAAAAAAAAAAAAAACCAAUAGAGGUUGUAUUCUCAGUGUC
Molecule: messenger RNA, 3108 nt
Organism: Equus quagga
Lineage: Eukaryota; Metazoa; Chordata; Mammalia; Perissodactyla; Equidae
Gene: CAMK2A
Product: calcium/calmodulin dependent protein kinase II alpha
Exons: 19
Coding region: 16-1485 (489 amino acids)
Biological process (GO): protein phosphorylation
Cellular component (GO): cytoplasm; neuron projection
Molecular function (GO): calcium/calmodulin-dependent protein kinase activity; ATP binding; calmodulin binding
Source: RefSeq, a predicted model, not a curated record